Messenger RNA from Rhineura floridana, 1855 nucleotides. Its product is annotated as hepatic and glial cell adhesion molecule-like. Bases 449 to 1177 code for a protein of 242 amino acids. The transcript is spliced from 6 exons. NCBI's taxonomy places the organism in Eukaryota, Metazoa, Chordata, Lepidosauria, Squamata, Rhineuridae. The record is from RefSeq and is a predicted model, not a curated record.
GUAGCUCCCCAGUGACACGAGCAUGGAUCCUCGUGGGCCCUCCAUCACCUUCUUCCUCCUCCUUCUCUUCCCCUUCCAAGUUGCAAAACUCCUGGACAUCCAGUGAAGCUGAAUGUUGGACGAUUCAGGACAGACAAAAGAAAGGGCUUCUUCACUCAGCACACAGUUAAACUAUGGAAGUCACUCCACAAGAGGUUGCGAUGGCCACCAACUUGGAUGUCUUUAAAAGAGGAUUAGACAAAUUCAUGAAGUCCUAAAACCUGCCUCACUACCCACCUAACCACGAAUCCACCCCUCCAGAACCAACAAUCAACCUCCAACUGUCCUUCUCUCAUUUAUACCUUCAACCACCCAGAAGCUCAGCCAAUCACAGCUCAGCAUUCCUCAACAUUCCAACCCAGGACUGAACGCCACAGAAGAGAGCCGAAGCCAAUUGCUCAGCAAGCACAUGGGGGAGUCAGUCAUGCUUGACCUGAAGAUUCCCCCAGAGAUCAACACCACGUGCCUCUUAAACUGGAAAUCUCUUGCCAGGAGGGAGGCGGUGGCUCUGUGGACUCCAGGAGGACCCGUCAGCGUAGUAAGCAUAGCGUAUGCUGAGAGAGUGAGGUUCUUCAGUGAGAACGGUUCUUUGCAAAUCCGCAGCUUGACCAUGGCCGACGGGGGAGACUACGAAGUGGUGAUGGGAGUCGUCCCCAACAUAACAGUGUUAAAGAAUUACACGCUCAUCAUAUUUUGCAUUCGAAUCACCAAAAAAUGGUGGGAACUCAGCACCUGCAGUUUGUCCUGCGAAUUGAGCACUGGGGCCAAAGUCAACAUGACGUACACCUGGACCCACAUGGAGUCAGGAACCCCCUUUGCCCACAGCAGGUGGGUCAACAUCACCAUGCACCCUGGCGAUGAAGAGAAGUCCUACACCUGCACUGCAGAGGCUCUUGGUGUCCAGAGAAACUACAGCAUCUUCCCCUACAAAUACUGCAGCUACAAAGCUUCAGGCCUCUUCAUGCUGCUCUGCUACUGCCUUGCAAAGGUGGUCCUCAACCCUGUUCCCCUGUUCUUCCUCUAUUAUCAUCAUUUCAAGAGAGCCAAAUCCACGCAAAAAACUGUAGGAACGGAAAACCCCGAUGUGGAAUAUGACGAAAUCCGUGAAAUGGAUUGUGAAACUGAUAUCAUGAAUUAAUGUGUACAUGGAAAAGUGAUAUACAGGCGAUCCAAGUUCGCAGCUGCUUCCCCCUCCCGCAAAGGCUUCAAACCAUUAUUUUCAGGUUGCUGUCCUAAUCCUGCUUACAAGGGAGUAAACUGCACUGAGCUCAAUGGGACUUGCCUCUUCUGAGUAAAGAGGUCUUGCUUGCUCAGUCUGUUUAGCCACUGAUGCCAAUCUCCAGAGCUUAAAAGUUGGAGAAGGCCCCGCAAUUCUUGGUAAUUCAUAAAAAUGGUUGCAGACAUCAAGGUACAGAAACUUUUUGAUACCCUAAUCAAACACUCAACCGGUUGGUGGGAAACACAUUCAUCCCCCAAAUAAUUUUUUGCUACAAAAACACACACACACACACUCUUACCCCAUUUCCAGCAAUCAGACACAAAACCAGCUGUAGGUUGAUUAGAUGUCCAACAAGGUUGUCAUUGCCAUUUUUGUUAGAAACUAGAAGCCACCAAUGUUUACCUGGAAAUCUUUAUGUAGGCUGGAAGGUGGGUUAAGGAUGGGGCAGAAAUGUGAUUCAUUUUGCAUUGAAAAGCAAACCUCCCUAAUUCGUAGUUUCCAAAAUGAUAAACAAACCAAAACACAGCCACUGUUUGAGAUUUGCACUUCUCCAAAUUCUGCCAUGCAGUUCUCCAGCCAAGUAAUCUGUAUGAAAAU